Messenger RNA from Leopardus geoffroyi (Geoffroy's cat), 2889 nucleotides. RefSeq names its product serine/arginine repetitive matrix 3 (gene SRRM3). Lineage: Eukaryota; Metazoa; Chordata; Mammalia; Carnivora; Felidae. The record is from RefSeq and is a predicted model, not a curated record. The coding region runs from base 97 to 2085 and encodes 662 amino acids. The transcript is spliced from 5 exons. Gene Ontology annotation, molecular function: mRNA binding.
UGCCAGCCCCCGUGCCCGUCCUGGAGCCCCCUCCGUUUCAGCCCCCCUCCCCCCACCGCUCCGUCCCUCUUGUGUUUUGCAUGCCGAGAACCUUGCAUGAGCUGCACUGUUGAGGCCAGAAGGUGGACACUCAGGAGAGGCAGAGGCAGGGCAGGCGCGGGGAACCGUGUGUGCGAUGCUCCGGGACUGGCAGCCCCCGGCCUGGGCCCGGUGAAAGCCCCCUCUCCUUCUCUCCCCCCCCCACCCCACCCGCCCGCUCUCUCACCCUCGACCUCGCUCCUUCUCUUGGCCUGUCCUCUCUCUGUCUCUCCUCUGCUCUCUCUCCCCGCCGUCUCCGCCUUUUCUCUCUGCUUCUCUAACUUCCCCUGCUCCUUCGCCUCCUCCUCCUCCGCCUCCGCCUCUCUCUCUGCUCUGGACUCUCUCGACCUCCUCGGUUUCCUCUGUCUCUGCGGGCGUCUCUUCCGCCCCGUCUCUGUCUGCGCCCCCGUCCCCUCCACCCCCCUCCGUGCCCUCUCUGCCUCUCUCCCCGUCAGAAGCCCAGCUCGCCCUCGCCCAGGGCCCGCGACCAGGCGGAGGCCGGCGCAGCCACGCCGCCCGCGCGGGGCAAGGAGAGCCCGAGCCCGCGCUCGGCUCCGUCGUCGCAGGGCAGAGGAGGCCGCGCGGCGGGCGGGACGGCCAGGCGGAGGCGGCGGCGACGGCGGCGGCGGCGCUCCCGGUCCUCGGCGUCCGCGCCCCGCCGCAGGGGCCGCCGGCGCGCCCGGCCCGCGCCGCCCCGGGGUUCGUCGCGCUCGCUCAGCAGGGCCCGCUCCAGCAGCGACUCCGGCGGCGGCGGCGGCGGCGGCGCCCCCGGCCCCGGGCCCGAGCCCGGCUCCGAGCGAGGCCACGGCGCGCACGGGAAACGGACCAAGGAGCGGCCCCCGCGCGCUCGGCCGGCCAGCACCUCCCCGUCCCCGGGCGCGCACGGCAGGCACGGCGGCCCGGAGGGGAAGAGCUCGUCGCGCAGCCCGGGCCCCCACCCGCGCUCGUGGAGCUCCAGCCGCUCGCCCUCCAAGUCCCGCUCGCGCUCCGCGGAGAAGAGGACCCGCAGCCCCAGCCGCUCGCCGUCGCCCAAGAAAACCCUGGGCCGGGACAAGGACGGCGAAGGCCGCGCGAGGCACGCCGAGGCCGAGGCCGCCCGCGCCCGGCGCCGCUCCCGCAGCUACUCGCCCAUCCGCAAGCGGCGCCGGGACUCGCCCAGCUUCAUGGAGCCGCGGCGCAUCACCAGGUCCAGCCUGCCGAGUGGCCUGUGGCCGGCCUGGGGGCCGAGGGGACCCCCUCCCCACAGGCUGCAGGGGAGAUGCCCAUUGCCCGAAAGCGUCCCAUCCCCUACUACCGGCCCAGCCCCUCGUCCUCCUCCAGCUGCCUGAGCAGCGACUACUCAAGCCGGAGCCCCAGCCGCAGCCCCAGUCCCGGUCACAGCCACGGAAGCUACAGCAGCCGCAGCCGCGGGACCCGCAGCCGCACGCGCAGCCCCUCCCGGACCCCCAGUCCCAGCUACCACAGCCGGAGCAGCUCAGAGAGUGGGGGCUUCUGAGCCCGGACAGACCCAGCUUGGUGCCCCCUGGCAUAGGGAGAGGCAAGGGGUCAGGCCCCAGGACCCGUGAGGGGGCCUGCACCCCACUGCUACAAGGGGGUCCCCGGGCCAGGGAAGACCUUGAGUGUGGGCGCCCUGCAGACAAGGAGGAGCUGGGUUCUGCUGCUUCUAGAGGGUCCCCACCCCCACCUCCUGCCUGCCCACCGUGUCCAGGGAACAAAGAGCCGUUGCGAACACAGGGAUCGCCCUGUCCCCCUUCCUGCUUGAUGCCAGCUCACCAGGCUGGGGACAGCUCGGUGGACCCAGGGACACCUCGGAAGGUGCCAGACCUGGAAGCCUCCCGCACCCACUCCACUGGGCCCUCGGCUCCUUUCUAUCAACGCGCAGACGAGGAGGUGGGAUGGCAGGCAGGAUCUAAGUUAGAGGGAAGGAAGAACGACCUAACCCUUGGUGCAUCACCAUCCAAGCUGGGGAGCGGCUUCCUUCUGAGCUGGCUGCAGGAUCCUGGCUGAUGGCUGGAGGCUGGCCCCACAGCCUCCCCUGACCCCUCCCCUGGCCCAGGAGGACCCAGACUAGGUGGGCCCCUAAGCCCCAGCCUGAGGAGCCGGGGAGCUUACUCUUGGUCCCACCUCUCCCUUCCAGGCCAGGCUCUCCCCUUCGGCCCUCACCCCAUGCGCCCGGGGCCAAGGCCGCAGCAGCAGCCAGGCCUUCUGCAUGACAAGAGAUGGGAAGUCUAGACAGACUAUGCUGCAUCCGAGCCUGACAUCAAAAGGGGUUCAGGUCAGAAGGUGAAGAGAGAAGAGGUAGAUGGAAGAGAGCCUGUGAGGAGUGGGAGAAGGCAACGCAGUCCGAUGACCGAGCAAGCCCUGGUGUCCCAGUGUGCCCUGUGUCUGGGACAUGGGCCAGAUGGCAGCACAGGGUCGCAGGUAUAGGAUAACAGGCACUUCGGGGCCUGCCCGAGGGAGUGCUUCCUUCUCGGGAUUUGGUGGGGAGGUAGUCAGUGGAGGCUACCCAGAGAGGGGUGCUACAGCAAAGGGUAAGAUCUAGAUGCAGGGCCUCGGCCGGGGACCUCGAGUGGCACCCCCCCACCCCCAGCCCUCUUCUGCUGCUCCCAGCCCACUCCUCCUGGGGCCCUCAGGGAUCUCACAAAGUCUUCCUUGGCCCAACAGGGCAUCUGCCCUGGGCUCCCACAGGGGGGAGGGGUCUGGGGUCUGGUCCGGGUUCCCCCUCUCUCUAUUUUCCCCUCCCUCUUUCUCCGCGGUGCGGAUAAAAAUUGGACUCUAAUAAACACUCGGUGCCCGGAUGGCAGGUGGUGA